AUGAUGGAUAAUGUUUCUGUUGUGAAAAUGUUCAUUCUAUCAGGGUUAAACGAGACAAAUAAUUACAGACUAACUCUUUUCACAUUUACUUUACUGUAUUACUGUGUGAUUUUGUUUCUCAAUAUCUCUCUCAUCAUGAUCAUCAUCUUGGAUGAAAACAUGCAUGAACCCAUGUACAUCUUAUUGUGCAGUUUUUGCAUUAAUGGACUUUAUGGGACCACAGGUUUCUUCCCUAAAUUCCUCUUAGAUCUGCUGACUUCUUCUCAACAAAUCUCAUAUGAAGGAUGCCUUUUGCAGGCUUUUGUCAUGUACUCGUUUGCUUGCUGUGAUUUAUCCAUUUUAGCAGUCAUGGCUUACGACAGAUAUCUGGCUAUAUGUCGACCACUACACUACCACUCUGUCAUGUCAAAGAGGAGGCUCUCUCAGCUCAUAUGUUUCUCCUGGCUAACACCUUUCUGCAUUUUCUCUGUUAAUGUUCUGCUAACCUCCAGACUAAAGCUGUGUCAUUUCAAAAUACAGAGAAUAUUUUGUGUCAAUUGGAUGAUUGUCAAACUUGCUUGUUUUGAUGCUGAUACCCUUUCAAACAACAUCGCUGCAUAUAUUACAAUAGUCAUUUAUGUGUUUCAUGGGAUUUUCACAAUUUGGACUUAUAUGCAUCUUGUUAAAACUUGUGUUAGGUCCAAAGAAGACAGGGUAAAAUUUAUGCAGACAUGUGUUCCUCACUUGACCUCUUUAGUCAUUUUCAUUCUUGCAAUGUUUUUUGAUUUGAUGUAUAUGCGAUUUGGCUCCAGAGAUAUACCUCAGAGUCUUCAAAACUUCAUUGCUAUUGAAUUUCUGCUGAUUUCUCCUGUGAUUAAUCCUCUAAUAUAUGGAUUUAAACUGACCAAGAUACGAAACAGAAUUUUAGGUUUAGUGUAUAUUAAAAGAAAAUAA
Gymnodraco acuticeps is the source of this 933-nucleotide messenger RNA. Its product is annotated as olfactory receptor 6B2-like. The record is from RefSeq and is a predicted model, not a curated record. The transcript has a single exon. Gene Ontology annotation, molecular function: G protein-coupled receptor activity; olfactory receptor activity. Lineage: Eukaryota; Metazoa; Chordata; Actinopteri; Perciformes; Bathydraconidae. Gene Ontology annotation, cellular component: membrane. Gene Ontology annotation, biological process: G protein-coupled receptor signaling pathway. Bases 1 to 933 code for a protein of 310 amino acids.